Molecule: messenger RNA, 2809 nt
Organism: Eublepharis macularius
Lineage: Eukaryota; Metazoa; Chordata; Lepidosauria; Squamata; Eublepharidae
Gene: KLHL2
Product: kelch like family member 2
Exons: 15
Coding region: 62-1846 (594 amino acids)
Molecular function (GO): protein binding
Source: RefSeq, a predicted model, not a curated record
CUGGCGCCGGCGCUCGCUGCCCGCGUUCUGAGGAGGGAGCAGCCCGAGCGCAGGAGCCGCGAUGGAGAUGCUGCUGCUGCAGCCGUUGGGAUGUACCAAGCUGUGCCACCAGAAACCUCUGGAUCUGAAAGAUGAUAAUACUGAAAAGCACUGUCCUGUUACAGUGAACCCCUGGCACAUGAAGAAAGCUUUCAAAGUUAUGAAUGAACUAAGAAGUCAAAACUUACUGUGUGAUGUGACAAUAGUAGCUGAAGAUAUGGAAAUUGCAGCUCAUAGAGUUGUGUUAGCAGCUUGCAGUCCGUACUUCCAUGCCAUGUUUACAGGUGAAAUGAGUGAAAGCCAAGCAAAGAGAGUUCAGAUAAAAGAAGUGGAUGGCUGGACCCUGAAGACGCUCAUUGAGUAUGUUUACACUGCUGAAAUUCAGGUUACAGAAGAAAAUGUACAGGUACUUCUCCCGGCAGCUAGUUUGUUGCAGUUGCAGGAUGUAAAGAAGAGUUGCUGUGACUUUCUGGAAACCCAGCUUCAUCCUGUCAACUGCCUGGGUAUUCGUGCUUUUGCUGAUAUGCAUGCAUGCACAGACCUACUGAACAAGGCCAACAUCUAUGCAGAACAGCACUUCACUGAGGUUGUACUUGGUGAGGAAUUUCUGAAUCUUGGUGUAGAACAUGUGUGCAGCUUAAUAUCAAGUGACAAAUUAACAAUUACAUCAGAAGAAAAGGUAUUCGAAGCAGUGAUAGCUUGGGUUAACCAUGACAAAGAUGUGAGACAAGAGCUUAUGGCACGUCUGAUGGAACACGUUCGCCUGCCGUUGCUCUCCCGAGAGUAUUUGGUUCAGAGAGUCGAAGAGGAGGCACUAGUUAAAAACAGCAGCGCAUGUAAGGAUUACCUCAUUGAAGCAAUGAAGUACCAUUUGUUGCCGCUUGAGCAGAGAGCCCUGAUGAAGAGUACACGGACCAGGUUGAGAACACCUGCCACUGUUCCCAAACUGAUGAUGGUGGUUGGAGGACAAGCACCAAAGGCCAUCCGCAGCGUAGAGUGUUACGAUUUUAAAGAAGAACGUUGGCACCAAGUUGCUGAGCUACCUUCUAGAAGAUGCAGAGCAGGAGUUGUAUAUAUGGGCGGCCUGGUAUUUGCUGUUGGUGGUUUCAAUGGCUCCUUGAGAGUUCGCACAGUGGAUUCAUAUGAUCCAGUGAAGGACCAAUGGACAAGUGUUGCUAAUAUGCAAGACAGAAGAAGCACUUUAGGAGCUGCUGUAUUAAAUGGACUUCUGUAUGCUGUGGGAGGAUUUGAUGGGAGUACAGGCUUAUCCUCAGUAGAAGCCUAUAAUAUGAAGACUAAUGAGUGGUUUCAUGUGGCUCCAAUGAAUACGAGGAGAAGUAGCGUUGGUGUAGGCGUGGUUGGAGGUAUGCUGUAUGCAGUUGGUGGCUAUGAUGGCGCAUCACGUCAGUGCCUUAGUACAGUGGAGUGCUAUAAUUAUAGUUCAAAUGAAUGGACCUAUGUUGCAGAAAUGGGCACUAGGCGUAGUGGAGCAGGUGUUGGUGUCUUGAACAACUUAUUGUAUGCAGUAGGGGGCCAUGAUGGUCCUCUAGUUAGAAAAAGUGUUGAAGUGUAUGAUCCCGCUAUCAAUGCAUGGAAACAGGUUGCAGAUAUGAAUAUGUGCAGAAGAAAUGCAGGAGUUUGUGCUGUGAAUGGGCUCUUAUAUGUAGUUGGAGGAGAUGAUGGUUCCUGUAACUUGGCAACUGUGGAAUAUUAUAACCCCACCACAGAUAAGUGGACUGUUGUAUCAUCCUGUAUGAGUACAGGAAGGAGCUAUGCAGGUGUAACAGUUAUUGACAAACCAUUGUGAGUUGGAGAAAAUAUUUUACUUUGAUUAUGCACUAAAAGCAAGCUUCAGCACAAGUUAAUUGAAGUGAAUAAGCAUCAAAGCACUUCUCAACUUAUAACUGCACAUUGAGCAUGUUGGAAGCUGUGAUCUCCUACCAUUAAGGAUGAAAAUGAAGAUUAUUCUAGGUCGAAGCAAUGUGUAGCAUUAUUAGACGUUAAGCCAAAUCUGAUGGAGAUGCGGCAAAGAUGUAUGGACUCCCGUUCUUAUGUGUUGGAUCUCUGGGCAAAACUUCUUUCUUAAGGACCAAUCAUGCCUUUCAUGGUUGAAUCUGGAUUUUUUUAAAUUGGAAGAUAUAGUUUGUCCUGGUGAAAGUAAAUGUGUCUUUUUUCCAAAGGAAAAAGAGAAAUAUCCAUGAACUGCAGGUUUUCAGAAGAUGUAUUGAAUCCCUUCUCAAUACUACAAACUGGCAUGAGAACCUGGUUGCUUUUUUUCUAUAUCGUCUUUGGUUUCAUAACUAUUGUGUGCAUUUUAAGUGUGCAAGUAGCUUUCCUUUAUACCUGUUUGAAAUAUGAUGAUUCUAUUUCUAAUUGGGACAGUAGAUUGAGAUAUGCCAGUACUAUAUUGUAAAACAGAUGUGUAUAUUUUGAUAUUAACCAAUGCUUUAACAAUAAUGCCACUUACAGAAGAGAUACAAUGCUCCUGGAACAAGUGUAAUGCCAAAAUGUUUUUGUUUACCAAUGAUCUUUGUUUACUAAAUUCUUUUGUUAUGGUUUUGAUGUAUACUCUGUCAUUAAGUUUAAUAUUAAGCAUGAACAUAAUUUCAGGUUUUUAAUGAAUGUAUGAGCUCCAUUUUACUUGCAUGGCAUUUAAAACUCUCAAUGUGAUUUGUGCUGCUGUUGAGAACUACAUACUGUAUGUGAAUGUUUGUAAAGAAAUGGCAUUUUAAGUCUUGGAUGCUUUAAAUAUGACCAAAAUUAUUGUCAU